Molecule: messenger RNA, 770 nt
Organism: Kickxella alabastrina
Lineage: Eukaryota; Fungi; Kickxellomycota; Kickxellomycetes; Kickxellales; Kickxellaceae
Product: 40S ribosomal protein S13
Exons: 2
Coding region: 150-605 (151 amino acids)
Biological process (GO): translation
Cellular component (GO): cytosolic small ribosomal subunit; ribosome; nucleolus
Molecular function (GO): structural constituent of ribosome; small ribosomal subunit rRNA binding
Source: RefSeq, a predicted model, not a curated record
CCUCUUUCCAAUCCACCCAUGCCAGCGAGCAAAAUAAAGCGCGCGGGCGAAAAAAGCACUUUUUGAAUCUCUCUUUCCACAUUCACGCAAAUCUCACCUUUGGGUUUUUUUUAGUACUUUAAAUUCACCUAAACAACUAAUUCUCUAAAAUGGGUCGCAUGUACACUUCCGGCAAGGGUAUCAGCAAGUCUGCUGCCCCCUACCGCCGCACCCCGGCGUCGUGGGUCAAGGCCACCCCCGAGGACGUCUGCGAGCAGAUCUGCAAGCUGGCGCGCAAGGGUACCACCCCCUCCCAGAUCGGUGUCAUUCUGCGUGACUCCCAGGGUGUCCCCCUCGUCAACGCCAUUACCGGUACCAAGGUUGUCCGCAUUCUGCGCGCCAACGGCCUUGCUCCCGAGAUCCCCGAGGACCUGUACUUCCUUAUCAAGAAGGCCGUCUCCGUCCGCAAGCACCUCGAGCGCAACCGCAAGGAUUUUGACGCCAAGUACCGCGUGAUUCUCAUUGAGGCCCGUAUCAGCCGUCUUGCCCGCUACUACAUUGCCUGCGGUCAGCUCCCUCCUAACUGGAAGUACGUUGCCAGCACCGCCUCCACCAUCGUCUCCUAAGCAGCUCACUCGUGCUGUUCUUAUUGGAAACGGCGAAUCAUUGGCACACUCUGCUCCUUCUAUUUUGUGUAUUUCUGUCCCAAGCUGUCCAAGAAAAAAGAUUUAUACAAUUGUUUGUGUGUUUUGUGGUUGUGUUUAUCAAAUAAAAUCAUCAUUUAAAAAGAA